Messenger RNA from Populus nigra (black poplar), 2461 nucleotides. RefSeq lists its product as uncharacterized. The transcript is spliced from 8 exons. Gene Ontology annotation, molecular function: S-adenosylmethionine-dependent methyltransferase activity. NCBI's taxonomy places the organism in Eukaryota, Viridiplantae, Streptophyta, Magnoliopsida, Malpighiales, Salicaceae. The record is from RefSeq and is a predicted model, not a curated record. The coding region runs from base 214 to 1230 and encodes 338 amino acids.
GUUUUGAUAGACGAUAAAAAAAAAAAAAAAAGUAUCACUAAUAAUAAUAUAAUUAUUUGAGAGGUCCACUUAAACUAAAAUUGUCCCCACCAUCUCCACAAGAAUUUGAACAAGGAAGACUUCCCUCCCUCAUGUCUUUGCCUCCACACAAGAAACCACGCACGCAAGAAAGGAAAAAGGUGAGAAAUUUUUUGAAACGUAUUCAAAUCUCUCAUGGCAAUGGCUUCCAAUGCUCUUCAUCACCCUCUUCACCAAUCUAUAUCUCUGAAAUAUCCUCAUCUUUCUCAUAAUUCACGAUUCUCUCCCUCUCGUCUUCGUUUCACCUCCCUCCGGUUUCCCUCUACAAUUCGCGCCACUUCAGCUGUCGCUCUUGAACCGGAGUUAAGCACACAGAAGAAUCAAGCAAUAUUUGCUUGUCCAGUAUGUUAUGAACCUCUAAUAAGAAAAGGUCCUCCAGGUUUUAACUUGCCUGCAAUAUAUCGGUCCAGUUUCAAGUGUAAAAAAUGCACCAAAACAUAUUCUAGCAAAGACAACUAUCUGGAUCUUACAAUUACUGCUGGAAUGAAGGAUUACACUGAAAUCAAUCCAGUUAGGACCGAGCUAUUCCGGAGUCCACUUGUUUCAUUCUUGUAUGAACGAGGUUGGCGCCAAAGCUUUAAUCAAAGUGGAUUUCCUGGUCCUGAUGAAGAGUUUGAAAUGGCUCAGGAGUACUUCAAACCUGCCGGAGGGGGUCUUCUAGUAGAUGUAAGCUGUGGCAGUGGCCUGUUUUCUAGAAAAUUUGCCAAAUCUGGAGCAUAUUCAAAAGUUAUUGCACUUGAUUUCUCUGAAAACAUGCUUCGUCAGUGCUAUGAUUACAUCAAGCAAGACGAUACUAUCUCAACAACAAAUCUUGGUCUUGUCAGGGCCGAUGUUUCAAGACUUCCAUUUGCAUCGGGUUCAGUUGAUGCUGUUCAUGCUGGUGCUGCCAUGCAUUGCUGGCCAUCUCCUUCCAAUGCUGUUGCUGAAAUUUGUCGUGUAUUGCGAAGUGGUGGAGUUUUUGUCGGAACCACUUUUCUUCGAUAUAGCUCAACCACUCCCCGGAUAGAACGACCUUUCCGAGAGAGGAUUUCGCGGAACUAUAACUUCUUCACAGAGGAGGAAAUUGAAGACUUGUGCUCAACAUGUGGUCUUACGAACUACUCAAAGAAAGUUCAGCAAACGUUCAUAAUGUUCUCUGCUGAGAAGCCAUGAAGCAAGGUUUAGUUCAUUUAGACACAAUUCUCCCUGGACUUGACAUUGACAUAUCCGUUGCUGGUUUGGUAUAUAAGAUAUUCCAAUUGUAUAGAAAUUUUAAAUAAACAAGACCUAAAAGGUGAUAACCUGGGGAGUUGCAAAGUGCCAGUGUUAAUAAAAAGAAGUCCAUAUUAAAUGUCUGGUUUAUAUAUAUAAUGAUUCAACCCCUACUUUGAACUUCAGCAGUGUCACUAAUCCCAGGGGGCUAGCCUUUCUAUUUGUAGAUUUUGCUGGGAGUGAUCUGAAAGCAAUGCUUCUGGGAUAGUCCACAAGCAUACACUACUAGCACCGAGUCUGUAGAAUGCGCUAAUAAAUUCUUAGCUUUCAGCUUUAUCUGAUGAUUAGAUAAAAUUCAUACUUGUUUUUGUCAUGAAGUCUGUUUAAUCUGUCCAAACUUCUUGCUGGGAUUGGACUUGUCUAGGUGCUCUGUGAACAAUAUGCUAGACAUUUCAUGUCAACUGUUAUGCAUCAGUAUCGUCCUGCAUCACAAAUCUUGUGACUCAAACGGACUCAUGGUUUUGGACUGAUAUCUGUGACCUAUAAUCUAUACAGACAGGGCUCAUGAACCCGCAUGAUGUGAGUUUAUUAAAUGAUAAGUCAGGAUCUGGUGGCGAGGCUUUGCACAUGACGAGUCCUCGAGGAUUUGGGCAAAGCAAAUAUAAUAGCCCCCGGGGAUGUGGCUGAGCCAAUAAAGAAACCCUUUGUAGCAGGGCAAAGUGUGUCUCUGAAGUAUCAAAUAUGGGCAGAGAGAGCCCCUCGUGCGGCUCACAAGCUGACCAGCUUUCUGUAUGUUCUUCUACAGUUCUACUACACUGUUUGCCCUAAAGGAACCCAUCAUUACAAACCCUGUUCACGUCUGGAUCCUUGACCUUUGACCAUCCAACAAGAUGCACAGCUGGACAAGAAAAAUAAGAGAGGAAUAUUUGAUCAGUCCAAGAACAAGGAGACCUCUUAGGGUUUAAUUUGGUUUAUUUUUCAAAGUGAGGACAUUGGAUCCCUUGCACGUGACCUUCUUUCCUCCUGCAAUCCCAUUUUGCUUUCCAUGGCACGUGGGGUCGGUCACCCUUUACCUUUCUUUUAUUUUUUUUAUAAUUUUUUCUGCAAAUUCUUAUUUGUCUUCGUUUUUUUCUUUAGAAUAAUGUUAAUCCAAUCGGAAAAGCUCACUCAGCAAUGGAUGGGAUUUUUUCCA